This is a messenger RNA of Cavia porcellus (domestic guinea pig), 2751 nucleotides long. RefSeq names its product nitric oxide associated 1 (gene Noa1). The coding region runs from base 57 to 2150 and encodes 697 amino acids. The record is from RefSeq and is a predicted model, not a curated record. The transcript is spliced from 7 exons. Gene Ontology annotation, molecular function: GTP binding. NCBI's taxonomy places the organism in Eukaryota, Metazoa, Chordata, Mammalia, Rodentia, Caviidae.
ACUCACGGGAUUUAUCACCAGGUAUUUCCUGAGCUUGCGCGCGAGUCUCAAGACGCAUGCGCACCCGGGGCUCCGCUGGCGCUGCACUGCUCAUGUUACCUACACGCCUAACGCGCUGGCUGCUGUGCGGUGUCCUGCGCGGAUCCGCGUCUCCCAUUUCGCGCCAUGGCUUCCCGGAGCCGCUCUUGGAGAGGAGAUGUGCGGCUGCCUUCUCCUUCUUGGGCCGUAGGCUUCCUCGUGGCCCCGCGGCAAAUGGGGACGACCAAAGAGACACUGGCGUGGAGGAGCGGUUUUUGUUCCCCGAGUACGUCCUGGAGCCGGAGCCCGCGCCCACCCCUGAGGAGGUGCGGGAGGUGGUGCGGCAGCAGCAGGAGAAGGAGCGGCAGCGGCGACAGCGGCAGGAGGAGAAGCUUCAGCAGAAACUGCGGCCUGAAGGCCUCGUGCCCCCAGCCGCGGAGUUCCCCGACCCCCCAGUGCCGGCCAGCGGUCUGCAUUGCUCGGGCUGCGGGGCUGAGCUGCACUGUCAGGACCCCCACGUGCCCGGCUAUCUUCCUGGCGAAAAGCUGCACCGGGCGGCGCCGGCGGACGGAGGCUCGGGGCGGCUUGUGUGCCAACGCUGCUGGCUGCUGCUGCACCACCGGCGUGCGCUGCGCCUGCAGGUGACCCGGGGACAGUACCUGGAGCUAGUGAGCGCCGCGCUACGGAGGCCGGGCCCGGCCCUGGUGCUCUAUAUGGUGGACCUGCUCGACCUGCCCGACACCCUGCUGCCCGAGCUGCCCGCGCUCGUGGGCCCCAAGCAACUCAUCGUCCUGGGUAACAAAGUGGACUUGCUGCCCCAGGACGCGCCCGGCUACCUGCGGCGGCUCCGGGACCGGUUGUGGGACGAAUGCGUCCGCGCGGGGCUCCUGGCGGCCCCUGGUCACCAAGGGCCACAGCACACCGGCGGGGACGAGGACGCAGAGGAGGACGGGAAUUCGUUGGCUAGGUCCCGCACGGUAGUCAGGGACGUGCGUCUGAUCAGCGCCAAGACAGGCUACGGAAUUGAAGAACUCAUCUCUGCGCUUCAGCGCGCGUGGCGCUACCGCGGCGACGUCUACUUGGUGGGCGCCACCAACACCGGCAAGUCCACUCUCUUCAACACGCUCCUGCAAUCCGAUUACUGCACUGCCAAGGGCGCUGAAGCCAUCGACAGGGCUACCAUCUCGCCUUGGCCAGGUACUACGUUAAACCUUCUGAAGUUUCCUAUUUGCAACCCAACUCCUUACAGAAUGUUUGAAAGGCAAAAAAGACUUAAAAAUGAUUCAAGUAAAUCAGAAGAAGAUCUUAAUGAGCAAGAACAAAAUCAGCUGAAUGUCUUGAAAAGGCAUGGUUACGUAGUAGGAAGAGUUGGAAGGACGUUCUUGUAUUCAGCAGAACAGAAGCAUGACUUUGAGUUUGAUGCCGACUCACUUGCCUUUGACAUGGGAAAUGAGCCUGUCAGGGUUAUGGAGAAACCUGCCAAGCGAGUAGAGUUGACUCCACAAGAUGUAAAAGAUGCUCACUGGUUUUAUGACACCCCUGGAAUUAUGAAAGAAAAUUGUAUUUUAAAUCUUCUAACAGAUAAAGAAGUAAAUAACGUUUUGCCAACAUACUCCAUUGUCCCAAGAACCUUUGUGCUUAAACCAGGAAUGGUUCUAUUUCUGGGUGCCAUAGGCCGCAUCGACUUCCUGCAGGGAAACCAGUCAGCUUGGUUUACAGUUGUGGCUUCGAACUUCCUCCCCGUGCAUAUCACUUCCUUGGAUAAGGCGGAUGCUGUGUACCAGAAGCACGCAGGUCAUGCCCUGCUCCAGGUUCCAAUGGGUGGAGAAGAACGAAUGGCAGAAUUUCCUCCUCUUGUUGCUGAAGACAUUACAUUAAAAGAAGGACUUGGGCAGUCUGAAGCAGUGGCUGACAUCAAGUUUUCCUCCGCAGGUUGGGUUGCUGUGACACCUCAUCUGCAGGACAGGCUGCAUCUCCGAGGCUACACACCCGAGGGGACGGUCUUGACCGUCCGGCCUCCUCUCUUGCCAUAUAUCGUUAACAUCAAAGGACAACGCAUCAGGAAAAGUGUGGCCUACAAAACCAAAAAACCUCCUUCCCUGGUGUACAAUGUGCAGAAGAAAAACAGAUAAAUACGUGAGCCAGACCUGGGUCACCCUGAAUGUAAACUUAUUAGACGUAAAAAUAGCAGUGGAAUUGUAGUGUUACAUCUAGAAUGAAGUUUCCCCACUCUUUUUAAGGAGUUUAACUUCUUAAAAUGAUGCAGGACUGUGCUUUUGGGUAAUAUACCGGGUUCAGGUCAGAAAGCCCUAUUAGACAAAUAAGGUGGGAGAGACAGAGAACAGCUUUGGGGAGGGUGUCAGGGGUCCUCCCCAGAAUGGGGAAAAGCCUCAAACUGACUCAAACCCUGGAUUUUCUGCGGAACAACCAAGGCAUAGAGUUCUGCUGAGCACAGAUGUUUUAGGUAGCAGUGUAGGCAAACAAAGCCUACUGGCAGUUCCACUGAAUAAUGAACUUUAAUCUCACGGUGCCCUUGGGAGCUUCCUUGUUUUCCCUGUGAGGCGUAGGGUCUCUCUCUGCCCAAGCUGGCAAAGCAUCCGUCCUCAAGACGCUUCCAUCCCUCAGAGUUAGCAGUCUUCCGCCUCACAAGUCAACUGAGCAGACAAUUGGGUGUCACUGGAGCUCCACAAUAAUGUAUUGAGUUUAUAAAUAAAGAUUGUUUUUUGUAAGGCA